CGUGUCCCGGUAUCGCUAUGGCGCGGGACCCGGCCUUCGUGCUGCGUUACCUGGCCGAGGUGGAGGAGCUGGCCGAGGACGUGCUGGCGGCACGGCAGCAGAUCGUGGACCUGGAUGUGAAGCGGAACCGGAACCGCGAGGCCCUGCGGGCGCUGCAGAACGACCCGGAGCCCGACGAGAAGGCCAUGGUCUGCUUCGGGAACAUGUUCAUCGAGCUCCCGAAACCACAGACCAAGGAGAUGCUGCAGAAGGACCAGGAACAUCUGGAUGAGGAGAUAAACAACCUCCGGAAAGAGCUGCGCGUGAAGGUGAACCGCCUCUUCGAAGCUCAAGGUAAAGCUGAGCUGAAGGGAUUUAACCUGAACCCCAUGACCGCCGAGGAAAUGAAGCUAAUCAAUCGCAUCCUGGAGGGGUGAGGUGGCUGUGCCAUCAUCACGGCGUGUAUUCGGGCUGUCACCCGUGGAGCUCACGCUGCAAUAGUCGUAGCCUUUGGGGUUUGGAGGAGGACAUCAGCGUGCCCGGAGCCUGCCUCGGGUGAGGUCCCUGGCAGGCGCUGGGGAGGGUUUGGCUCCUCAGCUACGAUGCUGCAGUUUCCUUGGAUCACCAACCCUUUCCCGCUCCUUACUGCAGCCUGGGUGGCAGAGCUGCGCCCAGGCACGGGCUGGGACACAGCGCUGGGCAAAUGCCGGUGGCCGGGGAGGAAGUGUGGUUAUUAAAAUCAGAGCAGCGGGGCACUCCUAACUCCGUGUGUAUGUUCCUUGUUGGGUUUUUCUGUGAGCGCUUCUGGAGACUGGCUUCAGAGCUGGUUCAUUGUUGGUGUCGGGAACAGGAGUAGGAGGAAUUGGGAAUCCACGGCGUGCUCGAAGCACAGAAGAGGAGUUGUGCACGUCUGUGGUAUUAAAACAAAGCAAAGCUAUGCAUCUGAAGCACGACAGGAAUGUCUUUAAAGAUGUGUAGGGAGGGACAGGAGAAGGCAGCAUCCUUUUAGUCUCGCUGGGAAAACAUUUUCUACUGUUAAGUUGGAAGGCAAGAGACCGCAGAAACAAGUCUUUCAAAACUAGAUGAAGGGAUAAAAUGUAUGUAUAUUUAAAAAAGCAACCUGAAGAGGACAGAGCAGGGAUAGUCACUGAGUCUGUCUUGUAGUAAAAGGACAAUUGAUUUAACCAGCAAUAGUUUCUUCAAAGGUUUUAAAAUUUAUUGUCUUCUACACUUUAGUCUGAACUUGCU
Molecule: messenger RNA, 1227 nt
Organism: Haliaeetus leucocephalus (bald eagle)
Lineage: Eukaryota; Metazoa; Chordata; Aves; Accipitriformes; Accipitridae
Gene: PDRG1
Product: p53 and DNA-damage regulated 1
Exons: 5
Coding region: 18-416 (132 amino acids)
Biological process (GO): protein folding
Cellular component (GO): prefoldin complex
Source: RefSeq, a predicted model, not a curated record